This is a messenger RNA of Alnus glutinosa, 1181 nucleotides long. RefSeq lists its product as uncharacterized. Bases 246 to 992 code for a protein of 248 amino acids. The transcript is spliced from 11 exons. Gene Ontology annotation, molecular function: alpha-1,6-mannosylglycoprotein 6-beta-N-acetylglucosaminyltransferase activity. NCBI's taxonomy places the organism in Eukaryota, Viridiplantae, Streptophyta, Magnoliopsida, Fagales, Betulaceae. Gene Ontology annotation, biological process: positive regulation of SREBP signaling pathway; protein N-linked glycosylation. The record is from RefSeq and is a predicted model, not a curated record.
GCCCAAAUCGAAACUCACUGAGUUCUUCCCAAGAUUCGAAGAGAGAAAGAGAGAGGGAGAGAGCUCGAGAGGGAGGGAAAGAGUCUCUGGCUCAAUCCCAAUUUCCACCACACCAACAAGCCCUAGUUUCUACUUCAAAUUCUUGUUAUACGAGACGAGAAUGUCCAAAUAUCGGUUAAAUUUAUCCUGGAUAUUCUUGCACCUAUUUAUCUUUCAAUUCUCGCCCAGGAUUUCCGCCAUCAGGAAUGAUAUUGGAUUUCAAGAGAAUCCCAUCUGCAGAAAUACUGUUCAAGGAAGAUAUUUACUGUCUGAUGACAGCGCAUAUAUUUGUAGGCUAUGUAUGUGAUGCUCUACUGAUGGAUCCACAGUCUCGCUGCUGCCCUGGAAAAGGAGAGAAAUACUCUUGUCAUGGAUGCAACCUUCUCUCACAGUGUUGCAACUCCUAUGAGUUUUGUGUUUCAUGCUGCCUAAAUCCUGCACGGACACAAAAAGAACGAGUACUGAAGGUGAAGAUUGCUAAGCAAGCUACCGCAGUGACUUAUGCAAGUGUAUUUGAUUUCUGUGCUGGGAGGUGCCGUCAUAAUUCUGAGAGUGUGGUUCAUGAAAAUGCUUAUCUUAGCGAGUUCCAUCACUGCUUUUCUCUGUUGUCGAAUUCUUCGGGGGCCAGUAAUUCUUAUCUUGAAGGAAUGCUGAAUGGAAUUAAUGUUAUUGUUGGAAGACAAAGUGAGUCAUGCAAUUCAGUUUGCAAGUCAAAUGGACAAUCAUGCGUCCCAAAUAAGCUCUUGGUGCUUAAUCAAUGUGACAUUAUGCAGAAAUAUCAGAGCUGCAAAGGAGGUUGCUUGGCAAGUAUUGGAGCCGAUCAACCUGCUGAAGUUGUUGAUGACGCCCCUAAAAAUCUGAAUCCUGGAGCAUGCUUGUUUACUCGAGCUCAAUCAAUGCUUUCUUGUGAUGGUUCACAUCCUUAUACCAGGCGACUUUGCCCCUGUGCAUAGUGUGCAUGUUUUUGGUGAGUUUUUGUUGCCUCAGUAUAUAUUAAUACACCGUAUCAUGGUAUAUGUGGUGAGAAGGUUUUUAUUCAACAUCAGCCUUGUAUAGAUAUUGCGGAUUUCCAGUGAAACUACGAGUUUUAGAAUUUAUGCGUUCAAAAUUUUUUAAGUAAAAAAACGUUAAUUUUAUCGUUA